ACGCACUUCCGCUUCCGCUCCGUAAUUCCGGAAAUUGCUUUCUGAGGCGGCGUGCGGGUUGGUGCGGCCUUUGUGAGAUUCCACCAUGGCGUACCGAGGCCAGGGCCAGAAAGUGCAGAAGGUGAUGGUGCAGCCCAUCAACCUCAUCUUCAGAUACUUGCAGAAUAGAUCCCGGAUUCAGGUGUGGCUCUAUGAGCAAGUAAAUAUGCGGAUAGAAGGCUGUAUCAUUGGUUUUGAUGAGUAUAUGAACCUUGUAUUAGAUGAUGCAGAGGAGAUUCAUUCUAAAACAAAGUCAAGAAAACAACUGGGUCGGAUCAUGUUAAAAGGAGAUAAUAUAACUCUGCUACAAAGUGUCUCCAACUAGAAAUGAUCAACGAAGUGAGGACUUGCUGAGAAGACAGUAGUUUGUUCCCUUCGUGGAGAGUAUAGUUCUAAAAAUUUGUUCAUAUUGUUUUGAUUACCGUUAUGUUAUUACUAGUUGGCAAUAAAUGCUAUGGGAUUGUUUUUAUUAAA
Tupaia belangeri chinensis (Chinese tree shrew) is the source of this 513-nucleotide messenger RNA. It is a transcript of the gene SNRPE, whose product is annotated as small nuclear ribonucleoprotein polypeptide E. Gene Ontology annotation, biological process: mRNA splicing, via spliceosome. Lineage: Eukaryota; Metazoa; Chordata; Mammalia; Scandentia; Tupaiidae. Gene Ontology annotation, molecular function: RNA binding. Bases 86 to 364 code for a protein of 92 amino acids. The transcript has 5 exons. Gene Ontology annotation, cellular component: spliceosomal complex. The record is from RefSeq and is a predicted model, not a curated record.